Messenger RNA from Brachypodium distachyon (stiff brome), 1350 nucleotides. RefSeq names its product 3'-N-debenzoyl-2'-deoxytaxol N-benzoyltransferase-like. The transcript has 2 exons. The coding region runs from base 1 to 1350 and encodes 449 amino acids. NCBI's taxonomy places the organism in Eukaryota, Viridiplantae, Streptophyta, Magnoliopsida, Poales, Poaceae. The record is from RefSeq and is marked provisional.
AUGGAGAAGAAGUUCACGGUGACUAGGACUAGCAAGUCCCUGGUGCCCCCAUCUUCGUCUUCCCCAACACCGGCGGCGACAGAGGACGAUGCACCAGUGCCGGUGAUCAUGCGCCUGUCGACGAUCGACCGUGUUCCCGGGCUGCGCCACCUGGUGCUCUCCCUCCACGCCUUCGACGGCCAUGGCGUCGUUGCCGGAGAAGACGACGAAGAGCGAAUUAGGUGGCCGGCGAGGGUGGUGAGGGAGGCGCUGGGGAAGGCGCUCGUGGACUACUACCCGUUUGCCGGGAGGUUCGUGGUGGACGAGGAAGGGGAGGUGGGCGUGAAGUGCAGCGGCGAGGGGGCGUGGUUCGUGGAGGCCAAGGCGGAGUGCUCGUUGGAGGAGGCGAGGCACCUUGAUGGGAACCCCAUGGAGAUGGUGAUCCCCAAGGAGGACCUUCUCCCGGAGCCCAUUCCCGGGGUCGACCCCCUCGACAUCCCCCUCAUCAUGCAGGUGACAGAAUUCACAUGCGGCGGCUUCGUGGUGGGCCUGAUCUCGGUGCACACCAUCGCCGACGGGCUAGGCGCCGGCCAGUUCAUCAACGCGGUGGCGGACUACGCGCGGGGCCUCCCGAAGCCUCGUGUGUCUCCGGUGUGGGCCCGGGACCUCGUCCCGGACCCUCCGAAGAUGCCGGCGCCACCGCCGAAGCUGGAGCUCCUGGACCUCCGCCACUUCACCGUGGACCUGAGCCCGGACCACAUCGCCAAGGUCAAGUCCCAGUACUUCGCCUCCACGGGCCACCGCUGCUCCGCCUUCGACGUCGUCGUCGCCGUCACCUGGCAGUCCCGCACCCGUGCCCUCCGCCUCGCCGGUGCCGGCUACGACGACGUCCACGUCUGCUUCUUCGCCAACACCCGCCACCUCAUGCUCCACGGUGGCGCCGGCGCGGCGGGGUUCUACGGCAACUGCUUCUACCCGGUGAGAGCCACGUGCGGGAGCGCUGAGGUGGCGUCGGCUGACGUGGCGGGGGUGGUGAAGGUGGUGAGGGACGCCAAGGCCAGGCUGGCGGGGGACGUGGCGAGGUGGGCCGUGGGCGGGUUCGAGCAGGACCCCUACGAGCUGACCUUCACCUACGACUCCCUCUUCGUGUCGGACUGGACCAGGCUGGGCUUUCUAGAGGCCGACUACGGGUGGGGGCCCCCGGCCCACGUGGUGCCCUUCUCGUAUCACCCCUUCAUGGCUGUUGCCGUCAUCGGCGCACCGCCCAAGCCCAAGCUCGGCUCCCGCGUCAUGACCAUGUGUGUGGAGGAAGACCACCUCCCGGAGUUCCGGGACCAGAUGAACGCCUUCGCCUUCACCGCCGGGAAGUGA